This is a messenger RNA of Thamnophis elegans (Western terrestrial garter snake), 4869 nucleotides long. It is a transcript of the gene NHERF4, whose product is annotated as PDZ domain containing 3. The record is from RefSeq and is a predicted model, not a curated record. The coding region runs from base 3007 to 4269 and encodes 420 amino acids. The transcript has 11 exons. Gene Ontology annotation, biological process: protein localization to plasma membrane. Gene Ontology annotation, molecular function: protein-membrane adaptor activity; signaling receptor binding. NCBI's taxonomy places the organism in Eukaryota, Metazoa, Chordata, Lepidosauria, Squamata, Natricidae. Gene Ontology annotation, cellular component: apical plasma membrane.
GUGUCCUUUUACGUUUUUCUUCUUGUCUCUGUCUCUCGGUGUUUGACAUGGCAUCCCUUCCUCUCUCUCAUUCCUUCUGUCGGUCCGACAUUCAAAAUACCUCACAUCCGAAUUCUGCACCACGCGGUGACUUUUUCUCCCAAUGGCUGAAGUUAUUGGCAGGAAGAAUAAGCACUAAAAAGAUGAAAGGUCGUGUCACAUGUCGUUGAGGACUAGCAGCAUGGGAGGUUUGGUGGCCUAUAACCCUGCUAUUUUCUUUGGUUUGAGGGUGGGAUCCUUUCAGCUUUUCCUACCCAAAGUUUUUUUUCCCAUGGGUGAGUCGGCUGCCGGAUUCUUUUGCAAGAAUGCGGAGAAAUAAUACAGUAACGUGACAGAAGAUAUGAUAUGAUCUUGUUAUUUCGUCUCAGCCAGAUUUUUCUAGACUGGGCUCAAAUCCCAGCAGGGCAGGAAAAAGCGGGGAUUAAAAAAAAAAAAGGAUUGACUCAGGAAUUGUUUGCCUACAUGCCUAAAAAAAAAAUACUAAAAGCACUUUGCUUCAGUAAACACAGUCCUCAACUUACGAUCCAAUUGAGAAUGGGACUUCCGUCACUAAGCGAUGCAGCGGCUGAGCGAGUCGCAGCCAAUUUUAUGACCUUUUUAGUCACGGCCGUUAAGCAAAUCACGCCGUUGUUCAGCGAGUCCAGCUUCCCCCACUGACUUUGCUUGUCGGAAAUGCGCUACCUGGGAAGGGGGCGAACGCGGGACACCCCCCGUUGCAAAUACUUGCUGGUUGCCAAGUGACCGAAUUUUGCCCCCGUGACCUCAGGGAAGCUGAGAUGGUGAUAAAUGCGAGUCAGGUUUUCAUCACUGUUAUGACUUUGAAUAGUCGCUAAAUGAACAGUCGUUAAGUUGAGGCCUGUCUGUAGAUCCAGAACUUGUGCACUCCGUUUCUACAGCCAAGAAAAAUAAAUAAACAAACAGAUAUGCAUAGGGUAUAAGUAUGUAAUUGGAGACCGGCUACCAUAGGGUGAGAAUUUGAAGGACCGAAGGAUUAUUUAGAAAAGAAUGAAUGAAUGGGUUUUCAGUAGAAUGAAAGAAUGAAUGAAUUAAUUCUCAGUAGAAUUAAUGAGUGAAUUUGAAUUCUCAGUAGAAUUAAUGAGUGAAUUAUCAGUGGAAGUAAUGAAUUAAUUAUCAGUGGAAUUAAUGAAUUCUCAGUAGAAUUAAUGAGUGAAUUAUCAGUGGAAUUAAUGAAUUAAUUAUCAGUGGAAUUAAUGAAUUAAUUCUCAGUAGAAUUAAUGAAUUAAUUCUCAGUGGAAUUAAUGAGUGAAUUCUCAGUUGAAUUAAUGAAUGAAUGAAUUCUCAGUAGAAUUGAUGAAUGAAUGAAUUCUCAGUGGAAUUAGUGAGUGAAUUCUCAGUAGAAUUAAUGAGUGAAUUAUCAGUGGAAUUAAUGAAUUAAUUCUCAGUAGAAUUAAUGAGUGAAUUCUUAGUGGAAUUAGUGAAUUAAUUCUCAGUAGAAUUAAUGAAUGAAUUAAUUCUCAGAAUUAAUGAAUGGAUUAAUUCUCAGUAGAAUUAAUGAGUGUAUUCUCAGUGGAAUUAAUGAGUGAAUUCUCAGUAGAAUUAAUGAAUGAAUUCUUAGUGGAAUUAAUGAAUUAAUUCUCAGUACAAUUAAUGAAUGAAUUAAUUCUCAGUGGAAUUAAUGAAUGGAUUAAUUCUCAGUGGAAUUAAUGAAUGAAUGAAUUCUCAGUAGAAUUAAUGAAUGAAUGAAUUCUGAGUGGAAUUAAUGAAUAAAUGAAUUCUCAGUAGAAUUAAUGAAUGAAUUCUACGGAGGGGAAGCAGGGUUUGCAAAUAUAUUUUGAGAAGGCUCAUCCUUUAUCUCUCUGAGCUCUGAAGUUUGCACAGAGCCUGCCAGCCGAGGGGGAAUCUAUCUUGAAAUGCCAGCUACCGGGGACAAACGAAGGUGAGAGCCUAUUGUGGGUUUGUCGUGAACAUUUUUACUUUGCUUUCCAUUUCUCAUAAAUGCAAGCGGCCUACGCAACUGUUGGACUCAGGAGAAACAGCAAGGAAUAUCUAUUUUCUGGUUGUAACGAAAGCCAUUAAAACCAACUUCCAGCAAUAUACAAAAAUAAAAAAAUUUGAUUGAAAUAAAUAAAGGAAUAAACUCCCAGCGAAUGUUUUACAUUAUAAUGUCCCGUUGGUUGCAUUAUUGAAACGCACCACUGAUCUGUAAUUCCUUCUGACCAAUUGUUUAAUGAAAAUAUACCCGGAUAGAAGGAUGGACCACAUUCCACUGCAGAAUAAACCUCCUGAACAUUUGCCAAAGAACAAAAGAAGUUUGCACUUAGCAGGUCCUAAAAUAAUUUUUUCCCUGCGUCAAAAAGGCUCAACUUGAGAAUAUUAUUCAUCGGCUUUAUUUAUCACCCUCAUUCAUCACUUCUUUUCACACACAAAAAAUGAAAAAGAAUAAAGCAUUCGCACACAAACCGGGUGACGUCUAGAUGACAGAUGUGUAGUGUGCAAAACGACCUGAGCACAACCUUUCUGGGGUGUGCAAUUCACACUUCCUUCGCUGCUCGCUUGGCGUGCCAACCCCUCGUCGGUCACCAUCACCUCCGGAUCCCAUCACACACACAUACCUCCCCCCAGCUGCCAUUCCCCGCUGAUCUUCCCUUGCAGGAAUGAAAAAGCUAUUUUCCGCGCUCGGCUUGGCUUCGUGGAAGAAGGAAGCGACGUUAAGGAAAAGAUUGUUGGGCUGUUUAAAUAUUAAACGUCUCAGGUUAAGUGGCCACCUCGCCCCUGGACCUUGGACUUCAGAGAGGGAGCAGACAUGAAGCAGAAAACGGGGUGGAGGAGGAGAUGGCUAUCUGGCCCAGCGUUAAUGCUCUUGCCACAUCGGUAAUCUUUGAACCGUGAAGCACAACAAGUGUGUGCUGGAAAAACCCACCUGGUUUCCGCAGCUUGAAUCUAUCCGGUUAGAAGAGACCUAGAAGAGAAUCCUGUUCAGGGCUCCAGGACACUCCGGAGUCAACCAUGAAAUUUGAAUUUAACCCGAAAGAAGGAAUCGAUAAUCCCGCCUUGUCAUUGGCAGAGGAUUCCGAGCCAGAAGGGGCUUCCCGGAUACGUUUCUGUUUACUAAAGAAAGAAGUCGGUGACAACCUCGGCUUCUCCUUGUGCCAGGAAGCCGGAGGGAUGUGCCCUGUUGUGCGGAAGGUGACACCCGGAGGGCUGGCUUACCGUAAAGGCCUUCGGGAUGGAGACCGAAUCCUUGAGGUCAACGGAGUUAACGUUGAAGGCAUGGGAUAUCUUCGGGUGAUCUGGAAGAUCAAGAGUAGCUCAAAACAGGUCCUACUCACUCUCCUGGAUGGGAACGCCUACGAAGUAGCCAAAGCCCUCAACCAGGAUCUCAACCAGCUCUUGUCCAGAUACGGCAGGCCACGCCUGUGCUGCCUUCCCAAGGGCUCCAGCGGUUUGGGGUUCAGUGUGUCAGCUCCAGAAGGUGUGACCGGCGUAUUCCAGCUCUCCGUGCUGCAGGAUGGGCCGGCUCAAAAAGCAGGGGUGCCUCACGGUUCCUGGCUGGUGGAACUCAAUGGCGUCAGUGUUAAGAACUGGACGACUGCACAACUCAACCAAAAGCUCAGACAGAGCAGCAGUCCCAUGGGGCUCCUGGUGAUCGACAGCCGGUCGGAAGAGGCGUACCGACAAUGCGGUGUUAAGGUUACAGCGGCCCUGGCCGACGCCUCUUGGGUUCCCUUCCAAGUGACGAAGCUUCAGAUGACGCGAGGAGAAGACGGAUAUGGGUUCUUGAUGAAAGAAGAAAAAUCUAGCUCGGGGAAGAGGGGUGAGACAUCUCCAUUUGCAGGAUCCAUUGAAGCCCAAUUUUUGAGAGAACUGGAUGCGGGGCUACCUGCGGAAAAGGCGGGGAUGAGGGAAGGCGACUGUCUGUUGGCGGUGAACGGCGAGAUUGUCGAAGACCUUGAACAUCAGGAAGUGGUAUCGAGGAUCCGUUCCGACAACCAGCGGGUGACUCUCUUGGUCAUCGACUCGGAAGGAAGCAAGUUCUACAAUAUGGUUGGAGUAUCUCCUUUAGUCUUCUACGAUGAUGAAGACUUCCCAUCAAGCUUUCUGAUCACCCAUGGUUCUACUUCUCCAGGCAUCUUUCAGGGACAAAGCUGGCCCCCUUUGAGACCGUGUCACUGUCAACUCUCGAGCAAUACAGCGCCACCGGGCCAACCUGACCCUACCCCAUGGACCUUCACCAGAGAGGGCCAUGAUGGGUUCAGCCAGGCAUUCUAGAGACGGCUCCUUGGACUCUUUGGGGAUAAAGGGAGCACCUUUGCACACCCUUCCAGCGUGGCAAAUUGAUCCCAUCUCCCCAGACCAGCUUUCUCGAUCCCUCGCCUGCCUUCCGUGCCUGCACUCACAUGAUUCCUGCAGAACCUAGCAAGCGGGAUGAAGAUUCAAAGCAAAGCAUGGGCAGAGAUGGAAUGCGAUGAGUCAGGGUCAUCUUGGAGGAGUUCCCUUGGGUAAGAUUCAAAAAAAGGAUCGCUGGAAAUAAUUGCACUUCAAGGAUGGACCUCAUUCAUUGCAUUUUGUGGCAGAGAAGCUAGUUACGGACGUCCUCUCUGGAUGUGACAACAUCUCUAGAUGAUUCCUACCAGUGGAAUGUGAAUGAAGGCCGUUGACCACCUCCUUCAAACUCCUUUUCCCUCCGUCAAAAUAUUCCCUCAAUUGCAAGAUCUCCAUCCUUGAAAACUUUUAAGACUUGUGGAUUUCAGCUCCUGGAAUUCCCCAGCCAGCCAGACAACUCCCAGAAUUCCCUGUGCUGGCUGGGGAAUUCUGGGAAUCGAAGUCCACAAGUCUUCAGGUCACCGAGGCUGGCGUGCCCUGCUCUAC